AUGGAGUCUGUCAUCGAACUCGCUUAUGAAGGUCUCUACAUGCUUCGCAUUGAGCUCGCAUUUCUCCUUGUCUUCGGCUUCCUUUGGGUUGCUGGUCGUGUUCUUGGCACAGAGAAGCGCUCACAGCCCGGAAACCCUAAGGGCAGUGGUCGCAAGGCUGCGCCAGCACCCCCGCGACGCCCCGGGCUCACCCAACGCCGACCAGCCUCCGGUGACGAGGGCCUACCGAACUUGUCCGUUACCACGGUGGACCCCAAGAAGUUGCAGAACCCGACUUGGCUCGUGGCGCAAGUCACCCAGCUCUGCCGCUCCCAGGUGCAGAAGGCCUUGGAGCUCUACAAAGCUGCUUUGAAAGCCGGCCUCCAGUUGGAGGAGAUGCUGGCCGAAGAGAGCCAGCAACUCUCCACGAGCCUUGUCACGGCAGCCAUCCGUGUGGGACAAGCCGAGGACGCGCUUGGCGUGAUGAAGGACUUGUGCCGUGUCGGCCUCGCUACAGACCCUGCGCUGCUGGCCUCGGCCACAAAGCUUUGCACCUCGAAACAGCUCUUUGCCGACUGCCUCAUCAUCUACGACUUCGCCUGCCAAGACACCAAGCUCACCAUUCAGGACAAGAGUGUCUGGAGCUGCCUUCUUUUCUGUGCGGUGGAGACGAAAGGCUUCGGCCGCUGUGCCUUCUUCUUCGAAAGGCUGAAGGCUUGUGGCGCGCCCUCCCCGAAGGAUUUUGGCAACAUGGUGCGGUUUGCGUCCAGCACUGGCAACUGGCGAUUGGCGCUAAGUCUAAUCGACGAGAUGCACAAGGCGAAAGUCGAGGUUGACAGCGUGGUGUACAACACGGUUUUGGCUGCCUGUGUCAGCGCUGAGCAGCUGGACAAGGCGCGGCAGUUGCUGGACGACAUGGUGGCGGCCGGUGGCGUCACCGACGUCAUCACGUACAACACGCUGGCCAAGGGCUAUGCCAAAGCUGGGUGCAUGGAGACCUGCUUCGAGUUAUACAAGCUCAUGCGCUCGCGCGGCCUGACACCCUCGCAAGUGACCUACGGCAUUUUGCUGGAUGGCUUCAUCAACGACAACGAGGUGGAAAGGGCCGUGGAGAUCUUCGAAACAAUGCGUGCCGAAGGGUGCCAAAUGAAUACGGUGCUCUACACAACUUUGAUCAAGGGCUUCGCAAGGGCUGGCCAAGUGGAUCAAGCAGUGAAGAUCUACGAAGAGAUGCAGAAGGAGAGAUCCAUGCAGCCCGAUGUCAUCACAUUCUCCAUCCUCAUCAAGGCGAACUGCGAUGUGGGCAGGUUGGAGGAGGCUCUGAAGAUGCUCUUGGCCAUGAAGGAAGCGGGGCUGAAGCCGGACGAGGUGGUUUUCAACAACCUCCUAGGCGGCUGCAUCAACGAUUGCAAGAUGGACCUGGCCAAGGAUCUUUACAGGGAGAUGCUGGCCUCUUCAGU
Symbiodinium necroappetens is the source of this 1439-nucleotide messenger RNA. Lineage: Eukaryota; Dinophyceae; Suessiales; Symbiodiniaceae. The record is from the annotation of a GenBank genome assembly.